AUGCCCACUCCGAUCCCAGGCUUCUUGCUCCCACGAGGACCCCCGACAGCUCUCAUGCUGCGCACACUGCAACGGCAAAAUGCCCGCACCUUCACUUCAACAACGGCCGCAUUGAAGAAGGCCAAAAACACAACACCAAAGCCCCGAGUACUCGAAAAGCCCGACCGAUUCCGUCCUCCAUCUCACCCUCAGCGUCUUGUGACACCCUCGCCUAAGAGCGCACCACCGGGACAACCGUUCGAAUAUGGUCCGCGAACAACCGAGAAAGAGCGUGUCGAGCAGAGUAAAACGCAGUACCCCGGCAUGUUCCCACCGGAGGGCACGGUCAUGCACCGAUUCCUGACGAGCAAAUGGAUCCAUAUCUGGAUUUCAAUGAGUGUUCUCAUGGCCUGCGCAACCUUCACAUUCACAACAAACUUCAAAGCGACUUCUCCCUUUGCACACCUUCUCCCACCGUGGUCUGGCCUUCUCACUUCGCCAUUCGGCACCAUUUCUCAGGCUUUCAGUGUGUGGCGCAUGCAUGUGCAGCACAACUCUAUGCGCGUGCGCGAGCAGCGUCACCGCCGCGUUGAGGAUGCCGAAAAGAGAAAGCAGUACCGUAUUGCGCAUGGCUUGGAGGAGCCUGAGAAAACCGCUGAUGGCGAGGUUGAUUCUCAGUCGCCCGUUGCAGAGCCCGCGGUCGCAACACCGCAGAGUGGGGUGUAUGUCGACUUUGAGGGUAAUGAGAAGCCCGUCAAGAAGUGGUUUGGCAUUUGGUGA
Messenger RNA from Penicillium brevicompactum, 759 nucleotides. RefSeq lists its product as uncharacterized. The record is from RefSeq and is a predicted model, not a curated record. Lineage: Eukaryota; Fungi; Ascomycota; Eurotiomycetes; Eurotiales; Aspergillaceae. The transcript has 2 exons. The coding region runs from base 1 to 759 and encodes 252 amino acids.